Molecule: messenger RNA, 925 nt
Organism: Cuscuta campestris
Lineage: Eukaryota; Viridiplantae; Streptophyta; Magnoliopsida; Solanales; Convolvulaceae
Source: the annotation of a GenBank genome assembly
GUUGAAUUUUUCAAAAAAAUAACCGUUAGCACCUGCAUUUAUUGCUCCAACAGCCAUAUUUUUGAAAUCUAAACGUUGGGAACCCCUCUUUUCUAUAUAUUUGGUUCCUCUCUCCUCACUUUUACACACACAAACACAAUUCUCCUCCUUCCUCUUGCAUAUUUCAUCUUCUCUACAUUUUUUUGAGACUUCUUCAUCACCAUGGGCAAAGACAAGAGCAGGGCUGCCACCUCCGGGAAAUCAAAGUCAAAAUCUUGGGCACCGGCAACAAACUCUGAGGAGCGCCUCUACUUUGGCGAUGGGUCGUACCUUUGGUUCGAUUCCGAGGAGGAGCACACCCGUUUCCUCACCUUCUUCUCUAAACGGGUUGUGGCUCUCCCAAGGAUCGUCCCGGAGCGCCUACCGGAGCUACAAGGCUACGAAGACCUCAACACACAGCUUCAUCAAACUUGCCUCUGGCCGUUCGUCUCCUGGGCUCGGAAGGGGAUCAACCCAGCGCUGAUUCGGGUCUUCUACUCCAACCUCCAGUGUGAGGACGACUUGCUCUACUCCCUUGUCAAGAGCACGCCGAUCGAGCUCACCGUUAAGCAGCUUGGGCGCAUCGCCAGCCUUCCCUACCAAGGCGAUGACGUCUCCCACUAUGGCGGAGAGGAAUGGGUGCUCAACAACGAGGGCCUUAUCCUCAACGAGCUUGGCAUCACCGAGCUCAUCCGGCACGCCACGGGCCGCCCCACCAUCCACUCCGCGAACCCCGAAGGCCGUCUCCUCCUCUACAUCGUAUCCUGAUAAGUUCAUUUUGUUCUUAUUUUAUUCUACAUAUUUUAAGCGUUAUUGCACGAAAAUAGUGGUAAGCAGUACAUAAUUUUAUGUUAAACUGAACAAUAUCUUUGAUUUGUUCUUUAAGGAAUAAUAAUUGGUUUAAAGU